UCUCGAUCUGCGGCUUCGAGCUUCAUCUCUAUAAUUAAAAACAUUGGUUGAGGCCAGUUCAUUACCGGAGAAAUUAAGUCGCAAACCAAAGUUUACUUAAAAGAACGGAUAUCAUUUGAGUUGCAAUAUCACAACUGACUUAUACUGAGGGAAUAUUACCUCUAAAGCCAGCUCUCGGAAAGACGUAUAAAAAACAAUGCCUCAUUGAUAUCGAAACCUUCACGUCCCUAAAAUGAUAAAGUUUUAAGAGCUGACUCCGGUUACUUCCUUCGAAUACUGUUUAGCGUUCGGAAAGCUAACAAAGUAUCCUUCAAACGAACGAUCGUGUCAUGUUGACAGAAAUACCCUCGGAUGAAUCAAUUUGUUAUGGUAUCAUUCUCUCCACGCUUUCAAUCUUAACUCUUCUAGGAAACAGCUUGGUGUGCCUUGCUGUUUGGAGAUUAAAGAAUUUAAGAAGGUUGACGAACUAUUUAGUGUGCAGUUUGGCGGGUGCUGAUCUGUUGGUUCCUAUUCUUCGCGUGAUUUACAUCAAUAUUUCAGUUUAUGCUGGAAAAUGGGUGUUUGGAAUAACAUGGUGCCAUAUAUCCUCGAUGUGCGGCGUGCUUCUUUGUAGUGCUUCCAUCCUUCAUCUUUGCGCCAUCAGCAUCGAAAGACUUAUCGCAAUAAAAUGGCCGUUAUCGUACGACGCGAAAGUCACUCCGAAAAGAAUUGUCAUUGUGCUGAUAUACAUCUGGGUACAGUCCUUUGUAUUGUCCAUUUUCCCUACUUUGGGUCUUGCUGAACAGCGUUUCAACCCAGUCCUGGCAGAGUGCGAGAUAAACUGGCUUAAAAAGCCAACUUUGACAAUACUGUUGAUUGUGUUUUAUUUUUUUCUGCCGGUUUCUGUAAUGCUUAUUGCCUAUGCAAUUAUUUUUAAAGAAGUCCGCAGAAACAGCCGCAGGAUCUCCGCACUAGAGAGCGCUGGGAAUCAAGGCUCGCAAAAUAAUGUGUUUAAAAGGGAAAUGAAGGCCGUUAAAACUUUAGCAGUGGUCGUAGGUAUGUUUUUUAUCAUGUGGAUGCCUUACUUUGUUACCACAACUAUUCGAGCUUUCAGAGGGGAUGAUUUGAUUCCAGGCGCACUCCAGAGAACUGUUAUAACGCUAGCGUACGGCAACUCAUGCUGCAACUUUGUAAUUUAUGCGCUAAUGAAUGCUCAGUUAAGAAAUGCGUUUUAUCAUAUUUUGAGAGAGUGUUGUGGCAAGCGUGGAACGAGGAUAGAUUUGAAUUCCACGCGAGGAUUGAACUUGACUACUGUAAGUACAAAAAGGCGAACUAAAGCACCUAUGGAGAACAAAGAUAAAUAUCGAAGAGACUAAAUAGAAAGAUCCUGCUUUAGUGCUCAUGAAUAAUUGUUUUGGUUUAUAUCAACAUGAACCAAACAAUAUAGAUAACAAAAAAAUUAGUUUAUUUCUUUCAACAUACCGAAAAAUGGUCGGAAGUCAUACUCUUGACAUAUGAUUUUGUCUGGUCGGCAGCUCGAAGGCGAGUUGUAAUUACUCGUCACACUUCCAAACUAGCCAAUUUAGCGCACGAAAAGCACUAUUCAUCUUUGGUAUAUACUAACCAAUGGUGUCCAAGCAUUCCGGGCGCUGCUGAGCAAAGGGUAAGGAAAAGUUGAGUUGUAACUUAUUCAAAAGAGGCAUAUCAAGUACGCGCAUAUUUAUUGACAAUUAAAACUAACGUGGUGUUUUAAAUAUCGUUUUAUCUGUGCUAAGUA
Pocillopora verrucosa is the source of this 1756-nucleotide messenger RNA. Its product is annotated as histamine H2 receptor-like. Gene Ontology annotation, molecular function: neurotransmitter receptor activity; G protein-coupled serotonin receptor activity. The record is from RefSeq and is a predicted model, not a curated record. Lineage: Eukaryota; Metazoa; Cnidaria; Anthozoa; Scleractinia; Pocilloporidae. Gene Ontology annotation, biological process: chemical synaptic transmission; G protein-coupled receptor signaling pathway, coupled to cyclic nucleotide second messenger. Gene Ontology annotation, cellular component: plasma membrane; dendrite.